GAACGAAACGUUCUUUUUAAAUAGAAGAAGAACAAUAUAAAAGCAAAAUAAGGGAAGAAAGACAAGAGGGGUUGACAAUUCACUGUCAAAUAUGAUGAAGCCGUUGAAAAAAUCUUUUGGAAAACGUGCGCGAACAAGUUGAUGAUGGAAAGAGGGGAUGGGAGGUGAGAGAUAAGAGGAGGAGGAGGAGGAAGAAAGAGGAAAAAUUGCCUACGAAUUUUAGCGUGGUACUUGGAUGACUCGCAGUAGGCAAUAGCGUAAUAGAGAGAGGGGUUGGUCAGACAGAUGGUAUUUUACGGGCGCACGUAGUCCUUCUACACACGUGCCUAUUAACCGGCUAGGCUGGAUCCAUAAUAUAGGCAUGUAGAAGCCGGUACGUUGGAGACCCGUGUGUAGCCCCGACGCAGAGGCGUCGUUCUUCACCAUUGGAGUGGUGGUUGCUGCUCGGGUAUAGGUUGAGUUUCUGUUGGCGGGGUGCUUGAUGGGGCGCAGAACACCUCGGUGGGUGGAUAUUGAGCGACGCCGGGCGUCGUGGCGCACUGUGUCGGAUCAGUCGCCCUUCAGCCACCGCCCCAGAUACGAGUUUGGAGCCACUUCCGGCCAUCCGCUACGCUGGUCCGACGUGCCCUCUAACUCACUCUUUUUCCUUCUUUUUCUCUUUUUAUCUAUCUAAUUAUCUAGCCCAUAUUUCUUUUUCCUAUUUUCCUUCCUCUUAUUCUUAUUCUGUUUCUUUUCAUCGAGAAACAUACGUAAAAAUCUAGUGACUUUAGAAGACAACUGAAAAAGGAACAUCAGAAAAAUGCUUAUCGGGCUAGUGCGCGACUCGAUGCUGCAGUGCUUCUGUCAUAGCUGCAAAGCACCUUUGGAUAUUGUAGCGGGACAGAGGAAGGGUAAUGCGCCCUUCAAGAAACCCAAUGGAAAAGGGACGCGAACCAAGCAACCGAAGAAGGUGAAGUUCAUCACGACCGAAAUACGAUGCCAAGAAAAGUCGAAGGGUGGUAUUUGCUACGAAGUAAUAUUGGCAGAGCCAACGGCACCAAAGAGAGCACCAUCACCACCCCACACUGGGCCAACUCAACAGAUUCCUAUCGAGGAUAAGUUGAGGGAGGCUGAGCAAAGAAGAUUUACUUUGGAAUCUCAUAAGAUAGCCGCUCUUUCCGCAAAACUCAGCAAGAUCGAAGAGGUCGCUCGUAAGAAAGAUGAACUCAGCGCCGCAUUCAUAGCCGCUACUCGCGAAUCCUUGGAUGCAAAAAUGAACAAUACCGAAGAGAAGCGAGAAGCUCAUAUUGCCGAGCUUAAAAAUAAAUUGAAAGAGCACUUGGAGAGCGUAGAGAAGUCUCGUUUGAGUCUCGAGCAGCAAACCGAAGAAGUACGAUGCGCUGUUGAAGAGAAACUCAAGACUGCUGCUGCUCAACGUGACGAAAACAUUAAAAGAAUGUUGGAUCGUCUUAAUAAGCAUGAGGAGCAAGCCGCUCGUGUACGUCAAGGUAUGACCGAACGUGUGCAACAAUUAGAAUCGCAAAUUCAAGGCAAGCUUGAUCAAGCUCGUGAACGCCGAGAAAGUCUGGAACGUGAACAAAAAGAAAAAUUACGUAAUUACAAUACCGUGAAGAUAGCGAAAGUACGUCAGAUGGUGGAUGAGUGCGCCACGAGAGAUCUUCUGGUGAAAAAAUUCGAAUUUAACAAGAGGGUAUCCACUGCGGAGCUAAACCGACAGCGAGAGAUUCAACGCCGUGUGCAGGCUAUUCGCGAGCAUGAAAAACGUGCAGAAAUCGUCAGGCAGAAAAAAGCUGCCAUGGAUGGACAGAAAGGAAAAGGGGAGGAUCAGAAUAUCCUACCUGUCGAAAAUGAAACUGCCAGUUCUGGCUAAAUGAAUUUUUAUUUCUCAAAGUCUAA
Molecule: messenger RNA, 1896 nt
Organism: Polistes dominula (European paper wasp)
Lineage: Eukaryota; Metazoa; Arthropoda; Insecta; Hymenoptera; Vespidae
Gene: stai
Product: stathmin
Biological process (GO): neuron projection development; regulation of microtubule polymerization or depolymerization; microtubule depolymerization
Cellular component (GO): neuron projection; cytoplasm
Molecular function (GO): tubulin binding
Source: RefSeq, a predicted model, not a curated record